AUGAAAAUGGUAAGGCUCUUGUCGGCAACGUUCAUAACCUUCAUUAUUGUUUGUGUUCAAUUCUAUCAAACAAGCUAUGCAAAGGCUGAUCUUCAGUACCUCUGCCCCCCUUCUUCCUGCGGCAACAUUGCAAACAUUAGCUAUCCUUUUCGACUAAUAACCGAUCCACCAAACUGCGGGGACAUAAGGUACAAUCUUUCAUGUGAGAACAACCUUACUUUGUUAAACACAUAUUCAGGAAAAUACCAUGUUCAGGCAAUCAAUUACAAUAAUUACACAAUCCGACUGGUCGAUCCAAAUAUUAAAAGGGGUAAUUGCUCCUCUCUCCCUCUUUAUUCUUUAACCGAUUAUAACUUUCUUUAUGAAUUCAAUUUUUCAUAUUUUAGCCUGAUUCGUAUUCAAAGUGGAAAUCAUUUAGAAGUCUACGAACCUUCAAGGACCAUAACGUUCUUGAAUUGUGAAAAUGUGGCGAAAUCUCCUCUUUAUAUACCUACUAGUUCUUGCAAUGUCAGUGAUUUUUCUGGUUCAAAAGGGCAUUCUUAUGUUAUGCUUGGUAAGAUAAAUGAUUACGAGUUGGAGAACUCUUGCCGUAUAGAGCAGAUGGCUAGGAUGCCUUGGCUGCAGGCAACGGAAGACGAGAACAUUUCCUACAUAGAUAUCCACCAUCAACUUGCAUACGGUUUUGAGCUUUCAUGGAUGUCAGUUUAUGCUAAAGAUCAUCAAAACCCUCUCGCAUGCUAUGCUGAUGAAUACAACAUGAUCCAGUGUCCAUUUUAUAAUACUGAUUUUUGGACUAUGAUUGUUUAUGAAAUACAAGGUUUCUUGGUCAAAUUCCAGUACACCGUAUUGCUAUGGACUACUGGGAAAAUCAUUUUGGGGAUUCCAUGUGUGAUUGCAUUUUUAAUCUACAAAUGGCGAAAACGACAUUUAUCAAUGUACAACAUCAUAGAAGAAUUCUUGCAGGCUAACACUAAUCUCAUGCCUAUAAGGUACUCAUACUCAGAAAUUAAAAUAAUGACCAAGCGUUUCAAACACAAGUUAGGUGAAGGAGGCUAUGGUUCUGUAUAUAAAGGAAAGCUUCGCAGCGGUCGUCUUGUAGCAGUCAAAAUGUUGGGCAAAUCUAAGGCAAAUGGGCAAGAGUUCAUCAAUGAAGUUGCUACAAUUGGAAGGAUUCACCAUGUCAAUGUGGUGCAACUAGUUGGUUUCUGUGUUGAGAGAUCAAAGCGUGCUCUUGUAUAUGAAUUUAUGCCUAAAGGGUCUCUUGAUAAACACAUAUUUUCUCAAGAAGGAAUUAACUCCUUAGAUUGCAAGAAAAUGUGCGAAAUUUCAUUUGGAGUGGCCUGUGGUAUUGAAUAUCUUCAUCAAGGAUGCAACAUGCAAAUUUUGCAUUUUGACAUUAAGCCCCACAACAUUCUUUUGGAUGAAAAUUUUAUUCCAAAGGUUUCAGAUUUUGGGCUUGCACAAUUAUACCCAUUAGAUAAAAGCAUAGUAUCUCUUACUGCAGCAAGAGGAACAAUGGGAUAUAUAGCUCCGGAGUUGUUUUACAAAAAUAUUGGAGGAAUUUCAUAUAAAGCUGAUGUCUACAGUUAUGGAAUGUUAUUAAUGGAAAUGGCAAGCAGAAGGAAAAACUUGAAUGCAGUUGCAGAACAUACAAGUCAAAUAUAUUUCCCUUCAUGGAUUUAUGAUCAACUUAACAAAGGAAAAGGCUUAGAAAUAGUAGAUGCAACAGAGGAGGAGUCCAGGUUGAGAAAGAAGAUGAUAAUAGUAGCAUUAUGGUGCAUACAAAUGAAGCCAAGCGAUCGACCUUCAAUGAAUAAAGUCAGAGAGAUGCUUGAAGCAGAAGUUGAAAGCUUACAAAUACCUCCAAAGCCCUUUCUAUGUCCACAAGAGAAGCCUUUAAAGGAUGCUGGAGAGAAAUCAAAUUGGCAAUGUUUGUCAACACCAUCAAAGACUGAAGAUUCAAAAAGCAAAUUAUGAAACAUGUUUGAGAAUAUUUAAAUUUUCAGCUGUCCACUUUGCAGAUGUUUUAGCUAGUUUUGUUUUCAGUAAUCACAACGGAUAGUUCCUUGGAAUCCUCCUAGGUAUGGUUAAGUAGUUAAAUUUUGAAAGAUAGUAUGGGGCUGGCUUGAUCGUCCAGGGAUGUAGUUUUGUUUUUAACAAGAAAACAGAGUUGCUCUGGAUAAUUUUUUAUAUGUAAAGGGGCAUCUUUUGCAGGAUUUAUUUUUUAUUUUUUUUCCCUCUAUAUAUAUAUAUAUGUUCUAAUUAUCAAAGCAUUUCUAUUAACAUCUCUUUUUAGAUUC
Ziziphus jujuba (common jujube) is the source of this 2300-nucleotide messenger RNA. Its product is annotated as rust resistance kinase Lr10-like. The coding region runs from base 1 to 1977 and encodes 658 amino acids. The record is from RefSeq and is a predicted model, not a curated record. Gene Ontology annotation, biological process: protein phosphorylation. NCBI's taxonomy places the organism in Eukaryota, Viridiplantae, Streptophyta, Magnoliopsida, Rosales, Rhamnaceae. Gene Ontology annotation, molecular function: polysaccharide binding; ATP binding; protein kinase activity. The transcript is spliced from 4 exons.